Fonsecaea erecta is the source of this 1539-nucleotide messenger RNA. RefSeq lists its product as hypothetical. NCBI's taxonomy places the organism in Eukaryota, Fungi, Ascomycota, Eurotiomycetes, Chaetothyriales, Herpotrichiellaceae. Gene Ontology annotation, cellular component: nucleus. Gene Ontology annotation, molecular function: RNA polymerase II transcription regulatory region sequence-specific DNA binding. The coding region runs from base 1 to 1539 and encodes 512 amino acids. The record is from RefSeq and is a predicted model, not a curated record. The transcript has 5 exons.
AUGUCAGAUCUCGCAGAUGAGCCUGACCGUGCAGGCAAUGGCAUGAACAAGUCCUUCGACGGCCGAAGUUCGCUGCCAAACAACAGUCUGAACGAGGCGACCUCUCCAACUGCGCCCCGCAAGUUGAACCAGACCUCUCCAUCCACAGACCAGCCAAAGAAGAAGCGCAAGGUGAACCAUGGUGCGUACAUGUUCCAACGAGUCUUGAGCAUGACCCGCGCUGACAUCUUUCUUCAGCGUGCGUUUAUUGUCGACGUUCGAGAAGGACAUGGCUAUCACAAAAAGUCCAAGACCGAUUCAGACACUGGUGGCCCGGACGAGCAGUCUCCCCCUCGGGAUGAUUUUUCCACGGCUCCCAGCUUGCCAGGUCCCGCUUUGAUGGACGACUCAACUCCUAACCUACUGCAAGACGACAAUAUUGGACUGAGACCCUCCACAAAUGACAACAUGGCCGUCUCCAAUUCGAGUACGGCUGCACCAAGUGCUGGCAUCAAUGGGAGUGCUCACCCUCACUUCGGUUAUAAUGAUCCAUGGGCCGGAGUCCAAAAUCGCUUUCAUGACAUGCAGGCCUUCCAUCCGAACUACAUGUUCAACGCCAACGAAGUCACCGAUGAAUUCAACUUGUUGAACGACUUCCUCAGCAACAGCCUCUUUGAAGAGACAGGAAUGUAUUCCACCGAAGAAUUCCAGGGGCCGUUCAACGACCCCUCGUUCAUGAAUUCGAUGGCGGCUUCCUCCUUCCCGACCGGAGCGGUUGAAACCCUUCUUCCGCCGGAGCACAUCAACCACUCCCAAGCAACAACCCAGAACAACGCAGCUCAGGCGGCCUUGAUAUCGAGACCAUCUAGUGUCAAGCCGGUUUCGGACAAAGCCCGAGAGAAAUACUACAUGAUGGCGGCAGAUCCGACCGGUGCUGAGCCCCCGGAGGAGCGCAUGCAAAAGCUACUCAAAGCCAAAUAUGACGCCGGAAUGUUACGGCCGUUCAAUUACGUAAAUGGAUAUGCCAGGCUCAACAAGUACAUGGAAAAGCACAUGAAGCCACAUUCUCGGCACAAGAUCUUGAUGCAGUUGGACCAGUUCCGGCCGAAAUUUAGAGAGCGAAUGCAGAGCUUGACUGAUAUUGAGCUGGUACUGGUCGAGAUGUGGUUCGAGCGGAGUUUAAUGGAGUAUGAUAGGAUAUUUGCCAGCAUGGCUAUUCCAGCCUGCUGCUGGAGAAGGACGGGUGAAAUCUUCAGAGGGAACAAGGAAAUGGCGGAACUGAUUCAGGUACCCAUUGAAUCGCUUCGUGAUGGAAAGCUUGCCAUACAUGAGAUCAUCGUCGAAGACCAGCUGGUCAGCUACUGGGAGAAGUUCUGUGCUAUUUGCUUCGACCAACAGCAAAAGGCUAUGCUCACCAGCUGCACCCUGCGCAGUCCAGCUGAAGGCGGUGAUGUUGUGGACAUCCACUGCUGUUUCUCCUUUACCAUCCGGAGAGAUAAUUACAAUAUACCCUCGCUGAUUGUGGGGAAUUUCUUGCCCAUGAGUUCUGGAAAACGUUGA